Messenger RNA from Botrytis deweyae, 1671 nucleotides. RefSeq lists its product as uncharacterized. The record is from RefSeq and is a predicted model, not a curated record. Bases 1 to 1671 code for a protein of 556 amino acids. Lineage: Eukaryota; Fungi; Ascomycota; Leotiomycetes; Helotiales; Sclerotiniaceae. Gene Ontology annotation, molecular function: transmembrane transporter activity. Gene Ontology annotation, biological process: transmembrane transport. The transcript is spliced from 2 exons.
AUGGAGUCGUCUGAGAAUGUUAUUACCAAGCCAAAUCGUACUCGCCUAACGCUUAUUAUGGUUGGCAUUUGUCUGGCAGUCUUCCUCACAGGCAUGGAUCAAGCCAUCUUAGCUACGGCAAUCCCCGUCAUCAGCGUCGAGUUCAACACAUCGCAAGACAUUGGAUGGUGGGCUAAUGCCUAUCUUCUUACUCUGAGCGCCUUUCAACUGUUCUAUGGUAAACUUUACAGUCAUUUUCCCAUCAAAAAUGUUUACCUUGUCGCUAUUGUCAUCUUCGAGAUUGGAUCUCUUAUUUGCACAACAGCACAUUCCUCCAUAACCCUGAUCGUCGGUCGAGCAAUCGCUGGACUGGGUGCUGCUGGGGUUUUUUCGGGAAGUGUGUUGAUUACUACCAAAGUAAUCCCGCUGGCUCAGCGUGCUGCGUACUUGGGUAUCAUGUCCGCUGCAUUUGGAUUGGCAGCUAUUCUUGGACCGUUCCUAGGAGCUGCUAUACUGCAAUCGACUACAUGGAGAUGUUGUUUCGGCAUUAACUUACCGUUAGGAGCAGUAACGGUAAUCUUGUGCGGCAUUCUGGUACAUACACCAUCAGAUCCAAGUGCACAAUCACUCAGUCUCGUGCAAAAGGCACUGCAGCUUGAUAUCCCUGGAACGGUAUUCAUGGUUGGAUCUUUGAUCUGUCUUCUCAUGGCUUUACAAUGGGGUGGCGCUGCCUAUCCUUGGAGUAAUGGUCGGGUUAUCGCUCUUUUUGUCGUAUCCGGUAUCCUCGCUAUCGCUUUUAUAGCUACCCAGACGACCAAGAUUGCCGGAAAGGCUCGCAUGAUUCCAAGCAGCUUAGCGCGUAAUCGUGAUAUAUGGCUGGCCGGAAGUUAUGCUAUGUGUAUAACGGGAGGUGUCUAUGUUGCCAUUUUGUUUCUACCUGUAUGGUUCCAAGAUGUUCGCGGUCGAUCACCUCUUUCUUCGGGUGAACUGUUGAUACCGUUGAUCGCUGGUUACGUUGUGGCUUCAAUCUUAGCCGGAGGCAUCACCAGUGGUUUCAAGUAUUACAAUCCAGCCAUGAUCAUUGGAACUGCACUAUCAAUUGCUGGAGCUGCUUUACUCACUACUAUCAACCUACAUUCUUCUACAGCAAGGAUUGUCGGUUAUCAACUUGUGUAUGGCUUUGGAGUUGCGUUUGGUUUUGGUCAGCCAAGUUAUAUCGUUCAAACACUGUUACCGGAAAAAGAUGUUCCCAUCGGUGUGACAUUUAUAACUCUUGUCCAAAAUCUCAGUGCCUCGGUCUUCGUGGCAGUAGCACAAAGCAUUUUCCAAGGGGAGAUGCACAAACGUCUUGAGCCGCUUUUGCCAAAAUCUCCCAACUCAUCUUCUAUCUUGCUAGCUGCCUUACCCCAAAUCCCGUCAUCGUUGCCACUGGAGACUCAAGAAACAGCAAAGAUCGCCAUUAGUGAUUCCAUAAUCCGGACAUUUUAUGUGUCGCUAGCGUUAAGUUGUGUAUCUGUUAUUGGCGCUUUGGCUAUCAAGUGGGUUCCUAUGCAAGACCCUGCCAAACAAGAUCCUGUUAAACAAGACACACCUUCUCCUGAAGAGAUCACACAGGACCAAAAUGGAAGUGAAAAUGAAAAGCAAGGUGAAACGCAAAGUGAAAAGCAAGAUGUGAACAUCACUGCAGCUUAG